AAGUCAACAUUACCCCCGCUGGAGCUCCACUAAGAGUAAUUCGUCUAAUCGAACACACAAUUCACGUGCGUGUAAUACUACUUCCGGUAACUUUUGCAAGAUGGCAGCCUGCAGACCAUUGCAUGUGUUGAAGCUGUGCUCGUCAAUAUCACGUUUGCACCAACCAUCACUCUGUCAUGCUCGGACUGUCAUUUACUCUGCCAACUAUCAAGAACCAACAUUUAAGAAGAAAGACCUGCAAGAGCCUCUGCCCGACACAGACCCACGUAGGUUCCAGCCAAUCAAAGCAGCCUUCAUAGAGCAGACUUCUUCAAUAUAUUAUGACGAGACAGUGCAGAAGUUCAUUCGUCAGAUGAUGAAGUCUGGAAACCGUGCACGUGUGCAGAAGAUCAUGGAUAGGACGCUGGAGAAUUUGAAGAGAAUUCAGGUUGAAAAGUACCACAAGGCAGAAGACGUACAAGAGAAAGAAAGUAUUGAAUGUAAUCCACUGUCAAUCUUUCACACUGCCGUUAGAAACUGUGAACCAAUUCUAAUACUCACAAAGGUUCAAAGAGGAGGAGUCAUGUAUCAGGUUCCAAUUCCCUGUAAAGAUAACUACAAGCGGUACAAGGCUAUGAGAUGGUUGAUAGACAGCUGUCGGGACAAGGAGAGGAAGAUGCCCAUGGAGGACAAGCUUGCACGGGAGUUGCUGGAUGCCUGCAGAGGGGAAGGCAGGAGUAUUCGCAAGAAGCAAGACCUCCAUCGACAGUGUGAGGCCAACAAAGCCUACUCUCAUUACCGUUGGUGACCUUGCAUCACAACCCCAGGCUAACCUUGACCUUCAUAGUGUCACAGCUAUUCCCCCCUCCUGUUGUAGGAACAAUAUGUGCCGUGUUUAAGUGGCGUUGAACAGCAAGUGAGGGGGAUUUUGUGAGAAGGUACACAUACAUUUUUCAACACAGGACUGCUACAGAAACAAGGGAAGGAUUGUGUAAGGAUGUAUACACGUUUCAAGACAUACGUGGAUGCUGACCACACAACAGUCACUCAGCAACUUAGGAGUAGUAAAUGAAAAAUACACACCUUUGUGAUUUAAAAAACAGCUCUUUGUUUGCCUAGAUCUGUUGACUCUCUCCCAAGUCAUUGACCACACAUUUUAAAUUUUGAAACAACUGUGUUAUUGCAAUUAAUUUUCAGCAUGAGUUGAGAGAGAAAUGGCACCAUGUGUUUAACCCUGUCUGUUUUAGGAUGAUGGGAGUCAGUGCACCUUGACUGAAGAAUGUGUUUUUACAUCAGUUGUGUGACUGUAGAUCACAAGGACUGUCACAGCAUUCAUCACUGGCCUACACUUUGUGUGAUCCUUCUGGAUACCAAAAGUGUACAAUAUGUCCCAUCCAGCAGGAGACAGAGUGUUGUACAUUUGUACAUUCCUCUAAUCUCAAAGUGAAUUUAUUAUUUCAACAUUCCAGCCAGGCAGUGAGAUAAUAAAUGUAUUCAGUGAGGAAAUGUUAGAAAUCUGUCUUCAAAGGUUCAAUAACCUGUGCAAACUCUUUUUUAGGGUAUUAAUUACAUCAUGGGAAAGAAGAAAUGUUCUUGAAUGAAGGGGUGUGAUGGUCAAGAUGUCCUCAAUCUUGAAGUUUGAGAUAUAGAGAAUAAUGACUGUGGUCAAAUAGCAUGUCUUUCAUCUAGCAGUGUUAGAUAUGGUUAUGAUGUUCAUGAUUGAAAAUAUUUGCUUUGUCAGGCAAGUCAAUAAAUGAUUUUGAAAAGAUUAGCCAACAAUCCUUUAUAUGUUUCAAAGUCAUAGUGAUCAUAGUGAUACCACCUCAGCUUUUCUCUAAAUAACAAACAUAUUCUAUACAAUACGUAGCAGUGUUUGGUCUGGAACUUAUAUGAAGGAUUAUGUGAGGUUUGCCUGUGGUUCCAGAACCAGUUGUAUUUUCAGAGGAGAUUUAGCAUUUUGGCAUUGGUGACCACGAGUGUUAUGUUUAUAUAGCUUUGUGUGUGUGUGUUAUUCAUUGUCAAAUAAUAAUACAAGAACGUUAAUUAAAAGGUAAACAAGA
This is a messenger RNA of Haliotis rufescens (red abalone), 2039 nucleotides long. Its product is annotated as 28S ribosomal protein S7, mitochondrial-like. The record is from RefSeq and is a predicted model, not a curated record. NCBI's taxonomy places the organism in Eukaryota, Metazoa, Mollusca, Gastropoda, Lepetellida, Haliotidae. Gene Ontology annotation, molecular function: mRNA binding; rRNA binding; structural constituent of ribosome. Gene Ontology annotation, cellular component: ribosome. Bases 101 to 787 code for a protein of 228 amino acids. Gene Ontology annotation, biological process: translation; ribosomal small subunit assembly. The transcript is spliced from 6 exons.